CCACUUACACUGUCGUGCAGCAAGGUAUGUGGACCGAUGUACGCUGGCCAGCUGGGCGACACGAGUCAUGCAUACCGAUGCAUCGUCGGCGAGGGCGCGCACACGAAACAUGCAGUAGUUGAACAAUUGUACGGCAUUGUGCAUGUGCGAUGUCCAGUAUAUAGGUGAUUGGCACAAUUGGUUCUUCAAUUCCGCGUAUUCAUCUUCUGCUAAACACAUCCGUCCCACGGGUACGACUCCUCACACGCUUGCUAUUCGAACCAUACCGCUUCAUCGGGUCCCUGGAUCUACCAGGGGAUAUUGCCGUUAUGUGGGCAUGGCGCGAGAGGCGUUCAUGAUUCCUCGAUACGGCAAAAGCAACGUUCAUCUGCUCAAGUCGUUGGAGGCAUCAAUAUUGGCGAUCUGGGUAUAUAUCGGUACCGUGCUGGUGUUGUAUGACAAGGUAUCGAACAUAGUCGUAGGCGAGAAGUGGGGCAAUGUGCGGAUUUGCCCAUAGUACGUAAGAUUGCGGCAGGGCCACUCACCACAGGAGGAGAUGUAAGGCCUCCUACACGGCUCGUCAGGCAAUAGAUGAAGCCUUUACGUUGGAAAACGAUGGAAGGAUUUCUGUGUCAGUUUGAUGAGACUCGGCAUCGUCACUAUCGAAGAGCAGCGUAGGAUAGUACGGCAGGCGGUUCUGACCC
Dissoconium aciculare CBS 342.82 is the source of this 683-nucleotide messenger RNA. RefSeq lists its product as uncharacterized. The transcript has a single exon. Lineage: Eukaryota; Fungi; Ascomycota; Dothideomycetes; Mycosphaerellales; Dissoconiaceae. The record is from RefSeq and is a predicted model, not a curated record. The coding region runs from base 143 to 496 and encodes 117 amino acids.